GAGAGUAAGCGACUAGCGUGGUGUAUAUGGAAGACGUUUGUUAUCAGGAAAAACGUUCGUAAUGUCUUCAAAUCAAGUUGCUGAGAGAGAGCCAAUGAAUCCAGAAGGGAAGAAAAAUGAAGAAAAUGGGAAUGGUAUUGGACUUAAAAAAGAACUCGGACUUGUUCAUGGAGUUGCAAUAAUUGUAGGGAUAAUAGUUGGUUCAGGAAUAUUUGUAUCGCCUCGUGGCGUGUUACAAGAAGCUGGCUCCGUAGGAAUGGCUCUCGUCGUAUGGAUUGCAUGCGGCAUUAUUUCUAUGCUGGGUGCCUUAUGCUAUGCCGAACUGGGAACCGCUAUACCAAAAUCGGGAGGGGACUAUGCCUAUAUUUAUGAAGCCUUCGGACCUUUACCGGCAUUUUUAUUCCUUUGGGUAGCACUUUUAAUCACCAUGCCGGUAUCAAAUGCGAUAGCAGCCUUAACGUUUGCCAAUUACAUCCUGGAACCGUUUUUUCCCGACUGCACACCACCACCCAAUGGAGUGAGGCUAAUAGCAGCGGUUGUAAUAUGUUUGCUGCUGUUCGUUAACUGUUACAACGUCAAGUGGGCUGCCAGAGUUCAAGAUGUAUUCACUUUUGCCAAAAUAAUCGCACUCGUUCUUAUCAUCGUCGCAGGUUUGGUUCAUAUAGGCAUGGGUAACACCAACAAUUUCCAAAAUGCUUUCGAAGGAACCACCACCGAACCAGGGUAUAUUGCCUUAGCUUUUUACUCUGGAAUUUUUUCCUAUGCUGGAUGGAAUUACUUGAAUUUUGUCACAGAAGAACUGCGGGAUCCCUACAAAAACCUUCCUCGAGCCAUUUACAUAUCGCUCCCUGUGGUUACUGUGGUCUAUUUUAUGGCCAAUGUGGCUUAUUUUGCAGUCCUUUCUCCUCAGGAAGUACUGUCAUCUAACGCAGUUGCGGUGACGUUUGGAAAGAAAAUUUUAGGAGUAAUGGCAUGGAUCAUGCCGGUGUCUGUGGCACUAUCAACAUUUGGUGGUUUGAAUGGAAAUAUUUUUGCUUCAUCAAGAUUAUUUUUUGUUGGAGCUCGUGAAGGACACCUUCCCGCUUUCCUAGCUAUGGUUAACAUAUAUCACUUUACUCCAAUGUCAAGUCUAAUGUUUUUGGGAGCUCUUUCUCUGGCUUACCUAUCAACGAUACAAGUGUACACCUUAAUUAAUUACGCUGCAUUCAGCGAAGCUCUGUUCGUCAUGUUUUCGGUGGCAGGUCUCAUAUGGUUGAGACAAAAACAACCAUAUCUGAAGAGGCCUAUUAAGGUAAACCUUGUACUUCCUGCGUUAUUUCUGGUCAUUUGUACUUUCUUGGUGUUUCUGCCGUUCUACGUGAAUCCGUGGGAUACAGGUAUUGGAGUGAUCAUCAUGCUGUCGGGCAUUCCAGUUUACUUGUUGACUAUUCACUGGGAAAGUAAACCGUCGUGUUACAAACGUGCCAUUGGGGGAACUACGACUUUCUCUCAAAAACUGCUUGUGAGUGUGAUUGAGAAGAGCAAGUUUGACUGAUCUUGUAGGAGUGAAUCUCUCUCCUAAAUCUCAACUACGGUUGACCAUUUACGAAGUUUGUGUCUGCUUUUUAUGUUGUUAAAUCAUUAAGAACUAGUUUACUUUGGCAUUAUUUGUAUUUUACCUGCUCAGAGUAAUGAAGCCAGGAAACACACGAGAGUUCACAGAGGCCUGUCCACCCCCCACCCCCUUAGAGAAAAAACAAAAUAAUGGUGUUCCAACCUUUCACUGAAAUUCAUUUACAAAAGUUGAGUGUGGUUAUGAUCUUACUUAAAUUAAACAAACAAAACUCCUGAUUCUGGGCUUGGUGGUAGUACCAAAACUUUAAAAAUUGGAUGACACAAAACUUGACGUAACGAGCCGAUGUAGACCCGCUAAAACUAAACAACAAAAGUCAAUGAUAUUUCCCAGACAGAAAGAUACGUAAUAUCAUGAAAUAUAACAGUUAUCCAGUAAGUCUUCCAGUCUUGUCAUAAUGAGUUGGUGGGAUUGAAGAAACAGGGGAGGGUGUGCUCAAUGUUUUGCUGCAGUGCUCAAUACAUUUAGCAAGUAACUUUAUUUUUCUCUACAAUGGGAGUGAUCAAAUAAUAAAUUGUAGACUGUUUCAUCAUAUUGUUGUCCAGCACCAACAUCACACAAAGAACUGGGGGGGGGGGGGUAAAUAUAAUGACGCAGUUCAUUAAAAUUCUGUACACCAUUAAU
Messenger RNA from Limulus polyphemus (Atlantic horseshoe crab), 2236 nucleotides. Its product is annotated as large neutral amino acids transporter small subunit 2-like. Bases 62 to 1534 code for a protein of 490 amino acids. Gene Ontology annotation, cellular component: membrane. The transcript has 10 exons. NCBI's taxonomy places the organism in Eukaryota, Metazoa, Arthropoda, Merostomata, Xiphosura, Limulidae. Gene Ontology annotation, biological process: amino acid transmembrane transport. Gene Ontology annotation, molecular function: L-amino acid transmembrane transporter activity. The record is from RefSeq and is a predicted model, not a curated record.